This is a messenger RNA of Clunio marinus, 4405 nucleotides long. The record is from the annotation of a GenBank genome assembly. NCBI's taxonomy places the organism in Eukaryota, Metazoa, Arthropoda, Insecta, Diptera, Chironomidae.
AUGUCGUCGACUUUACCUGAGUUGAGAAUAUGGGUUAGAAAUGGAUUACAAAUAAAAGGACAAGCUAUGACUUACAUUCAAGCGAAUUUCUGUAAUUCCAUGGUUGAUAUGGAUUUGUUUUUCCUACAAAUCUUUGCUACACAAUUGCCAGCAAGCUUCUUUCUCUCAUCCUGCGUUGAAAGCUUUGGUGUAGAUGAAUGGUUUUUUGGUAAUUUAACAUCGCCGCAAGAAAUGGAACACGAUUCAAUGAUGGAGGGAAUGUUGACAUUUCUAGCGACACUCGUUACAUCAAGAACAAAUUUAGGCAAUGAUGAAGACAUGAAAUGUAUUGUUGAGAUAAGUGCACUUUUAGCCACAAGUGACAAGACUCACAGUCAACUACUGGAGCUGAUGCCAGAGCGAUCAGGAAAUGCUUAUGCAAGAAAUUUUGAAAAGUAUUUAAAACAAUUGUCGACGUAUCGUCCACCACCAGUAGGAUCAGAAAAUCUCGAACAAGGUCUUUUUAUUCCUCUACCAGCUGUAUGGAAAAUUCAUUAUGAUCCUUUACAUGUGCUACUAAGAGCUGUUCAUAGACGAGACUUUCAAAACUCGAUGGAUCGAUUCAGUGCUUAUGUUCGACAACAUCAUAAGAUGCCCAAAAGUGGCAAUCUUUGGCCACCAUUUCGACUUCCCAAUAAGGUUAACAGCAAAUACACAGAUCCAGUUUGUAUUUUAAAUACAAAAGUUUUCCAUUCAAUGAUUCUCGGCAUUUUAUAUCGAGCAGUUCAUGUAACAAACGUAAGUGAACAUUUGAUAGCGCUUGGAAUAUUUCUUCUGGAAAUUGCUGUAACAUCAGUUGCUGAAGAGAAAGAGAAAGAAAAGGAAAAAUUUUCACAUCGUUCAACAGUACUCGAACGGUCACCACGAUCGGGAGGAUUUCAUUCAUCAUCCGACGGAGGUGUUCAUGAGAAAACUCGUGAAAUUCCCGUCUUAAUGAAUUGUUAUCCAACAAAUAACUUAAUGGAGAAUUUAUGUCUGUCAAUCAAUGCAAUUUCAUUAAAUUCACCAGCAUUACAAAAUUCGCCAGCGAAUUAUCAAUCUCAGUUCGAUAGUGACGUUGAGUUUGAAUUAUCAGAAGGCGACACGAUGCCAAUGUUGAUUGGAAGUCUUGAACAUGAUUUUUCUGCUUAUAACGUUGUAUUUGAUGUUGCUGUUCCUCAAGACUUAUCAAUUGUUCGCGAAACUUCUGUUGUUUCUGCAAUAAUGGAUGAAAAUUCAUCAGCAAUGAGUGGAACAGCAGCAACACCAGGAACGACUGUUAUAGCCACGAAUCAAAUAAUGCCGCCACUUGUUGGUCGUGCAGGCGAAUCUGUUGAUCAAAGUGUUGUGGAAUAUCGUAGCAAUGAAGUAGCAACAACACAACGUCCUCAAUUAGCAAUUGCAUCAGGAAAUGUUUCAAUGGAAUUAGCUGUAAGACAAGUAGGAGAAGCAACAACAGGAGCAGCUGAUGGAGUGAGACCUCAAGAAAUAUUUUACAGCACCAAUGGUAGUGACACUCUACCUACUUCAAUAUUGGUGCCGUUUAAUCGAGUUCAACCAGUUGCUGUGCCAAAUCGCUCAAAUAUGGACAUUGUUCCAAGUGCUGGUGGUUCUUCUAAUUUUCGAAGAAGACGUAAAAAUAUGGACGUGACUGGGGGUAGUAGCAGUAGUGGUGGAGAGUUGUCAAAUGAUAUCAUUGCAAUCGCUAAUAGCGAUGAAAUGUGCGCUAAAAAUAUUAAUGAAAUACGACAAAAGCUUUGGCCAAAUCAAAGAGAACGUCAAGCUGAACAAAAAGCUCGUGAGAAUAAAGAGAAGGAAGAAAGAACAAAACGUGCUCGUGAACGACAACAGAAGCUUAUGGAAGAGUUUGCUUUUCGUCAAAAGCAAUUUAUGGCGUCGGAAGGGAAAAUGAUGGAAGGAAUUGAUGAUGAUGAGAUUGAUGAAGAAGAAGCACCGCGUGAGAAGGAAUAUGACUGCAUUAUUUGCAAUUGUACUGGUCCGAGUCUCGAGACAAAUCCCAUAGGAUUAGUUGUGUUAGUUGAAUCAAGUAGCAUUGUGGGUCAUCGUCGAAAAACAUCGAAUCGUUUUCCACUGCCGGUAUGUGAUGAAGAUAAAGAAAUUCCUGAACGAAAUGUGAGAUUAAGUAAUGAAUUUAAGAAGCGUGCUGAAAUUCUACAUCGAAAAUAUGGAACUCAAUGGUUUUUAACACAAAAUAUAUGUUGGGAAGGUGGCGUUCAUGUGCAGUCAUGUGGACAUCAUGUUCAUUUAACAUGCUACGAAUCGUAUUUGAAAUCUUUGGGUCCAAUGCGUUCUCAAAAUCUCAACAUAGAGCAUGGCGAGUUUUCAUGUCCCGUGUGUCGUCAACUUGCAAAUUCAGUUUUACCUUUAAGUCCACAAUUAGAUCGUCCUACGACAAUCAUUCGAAAUCCAACGCCAAAUUAUGGACAACUUUGUGUCGAGUUAAUGGAACUGAUAAAAGACACGAAAAGAUCAACAGCAACAUCGAAACUUGAAGAAGCGAUGAUUAGAGCAAUGGAAAGUAUGUCGAAUAGCACAAGAAACAUUAAGAAAUAUCAUGCAGAAGCAUUGUAUCAAAAUCCACCAACAAGUGAGAGUCUUUUCUCGUUUGUUACGUCGGUUGCACGAACCAACUUAGAGUCAGAAGUUAUUCAACGUGGAGGCUCAUUGUGUACAUUUAAUGAUGUUCGUUAUCGACCAAAGAGGGAAUGUAUUGUGCCGUUGUUGCAUGUUUUAGCGUUUCAUGUACGUCUAAUGAUAAAUAAUAAAAAUGUGCAUUUUGGACAUUACGAAUGGAAAAUGGAUCGUGCAUGGGCUACCUUAUGUGGAAUACCACUUAAUGACAAUGAUGAUGCUCCAGUUCCUUCAUAUUCAUGUAAUAAUGAAAAUUUUACAAUUCCAAGUCUUAUUACUGAUCCAUGCGCUCAACUUAUUAAAUUCAUUCUCUUGGCUCCUUUACAAUUGGAUCAAGCUUAUUUCACCUGUAUUGUCAAAGUUAUGUAUAACUUGAUGUACUAUCAAAUAGUUCUUCAAUUUUGUUCUCGUUUGACUGAUGAACAAUGUGAAGAAACUGUGGCAAAAUUCUCAAACACUUCAAAUAUUGAUGAGAAUGGCGUUGAUGGCCUUGGAUCUGCAAUGGCGCUUGUUUUAAAUAAUUUAGAUAAUUGUAAAGAUUUUCGACAAGAUCUCUUUGAAAAUGAUUGCAGUAGUUAUGAGAUGAAUGAUCAUGAUGAUGUUGACAUGAAUGAAGGGGAACAUUUUGAUAUCACCGAAUCAUCGUCUAACACUUCAAAGGAAACUGAAAAGACUUGGAAUAUUGAUGAAAUGCUUAUAAAGUUCGAAAAAGAAUUAGAAUCAUUAUGUCUACCCUAUCUACGCAAUGCCGCUCUUUUGCGACAUCACAUCUAUCGUCAAGAGCUGCCAGAAGUCAGAGAUUCUGAAUAUGAAUUCGCUAGAUUGGUUUACUUUUUAGAACUUGUAACAAAAAGCAUGGAUUGGAAAGAUUUUCAUGCUGCAAAAGCUUUAUACUUUGCUGAAGGCACUGAAUUAUCUCUUCCAAUUCAUUGGUGUAAAGUUUUGAAAGAAUCAAGACCACCAUACGACACAACACGAGAACUGAUCAUGAAUCAACACAUUGUCUGGCAUCAACCGCAAUUACUUGCUCUGCCACGAGAAUAUGAGAGAUUGUUUACGUACUAUUAUGAGCAAGCAUGUUUAAAAUGUUCAUCAAUCCCAAAAGAAAGCUCAAUUUGUUUAAUUUGUGGCAAAAUUGUUUGCCUCAAACAAACCUGUUGUAAGGAGCAAGAUUGUUGCGAAGCUGUUCGGCACGCAAUUACUUGCGGCCGUGGAACUGGAGUGUUUUUAGUUGUCACGUCAACCUUCAUCAUCAUUGUUCGUGGUAGUAGAGCUUGCCUUUGGGGAUCAUUAUAUCUUGAUGGGUAUGAUGAAGAAGAUCGUGAUUUAAAACGAGGUAAACCACUUUAUCUUUCGAAUGACCGAUUCAAUUUGCUUGAAUCUCAAUGGCAGUCGCAUCGUUUUGGACACAUUAAUCGAUCCUGGGUAUUUCAUAGAGAUUCUCUUUAAUCAAUUUAAUUAAAUGAUGAAGACACAUCGACGAACUUUUCAUGAGCAUGUGAUAAAGGAAUAUCGUUCGUUCAAGAAUAUUAUUUUAUCAGCCAAUAGGUAGUUGAAAGAAAAAGAAAAAAAAAUAAUAAAAAUUUUAAUUCACUCAAAUUGCAUAUUUUUAUCUUUUCUUUUAUCGAGCUGUCUUGUAUUCAAUACAUUAUUGUAGUUUAUUUGUAAAAAUUAUCAAAUGACAACGAUACCUAACUUAAAACUUGUUUCAACAAUCUAAUAAAGUAUUUGGAAU